AUGACUACAAUGCUGAAACGAAUCCUGAAGGGUCGGAACCAAACCUCAAAAGAAUCUCCGAGCCCACUGGCGUACAAUUCCUAUGGCUUCGGAAACUCCGCGGAUGACCGCACCGUGGGCACGUCUUUCAGCACAUCGAGUGCAAUGAGCGCAGCACCUGUUGAUUACCGGACAAGCCCGCCAGAUGUACACACUACCUCCUCGUCCAUGAGCGUCGCACCAGCCGAAUAUGGAGAGAUUCGCCCCGAUAUCGACCCAUCUAUGUUUAACACGCGGGCUCAGAGGUCGCCGCUCCGACCCUAUAGCGGCGGUCAAUUCCCACCGUUGCCCGAAUACAACCAAUCUGCACCGAGAAAUCAGUAUGACGCCGGUAACGAGCACCAAUACGAAGUUCCUACCCCGGGAUCACUAGUAUCACCGGCUGCGGUCGAUUAUACCAGAGGACCGCUAUUGCCACAGUCACCUUACAGUCACGAACUCGAGUCUCCACCCAUAUCGACACCAGCGGCUGUUAGUUAUAGUCCCGCAUAUUCUGAGAUGUACGGAUCGAUAAAUGCGCAAGUACACCCCCCGCCCCAAAGGCCGCCCCAGCAAUAUGCAAGCUACGGGAAUCCCGGCGAGAAUGUCGCAAACCAAAGACCUCCAUAUAAUUACCAAGAACAUAACUAUGCCCCUCCAAGCCCGAGCACCCCCAAAUACGUCCAUCAAAAUGAAGCCCAGAGGCAACAGCUCCGUUUUGAGAAUGCAUACCCAGAAUCCGGUAAUUCUAGUGCAUCUUCUUUAUAUAGUCAACCAUUUUCAAGCGUUAGCAACUCCACUGCCCCCACAUCAGUAUACUCUCCUGACCGCCCCAAUUUCGUUCCAAAUACCCCAAAUACCCCAAAUACCCCAAACGCUCCAAAAAAUCCAAAUAUUUAUGCGGAUUCCACUACGCCAUCUGCCGAUGAUCCCAAUGUCUCCAAGUUCGCCGUCCGUCUAUUCUGCCAGCGGAAAAGGAAAGAGGAGGAUACGCACGAAGAAAUACCGCGAGAUAUUCGUGAAUUUAGAAUAGCCAAUCUGGCACUAAUUAAGCUUGAAGCUGGUGGGGAGAGGUAUGUACUGCUUGACGCGGUGUUUGGAGAGUUGGAUAAAGCUAUUGCACCCUUAUUGGAAAAGCACUGGUAUCUCACUCUUAACACAAAAAUUGAAGACCAUUACGUCUCUGGUGGAAAGCAUGUGGUGGCCAUAGGGAAUAUCAUGGUGGCGUAUAAGGGAACUCAGUCGACACUAUAUGCUGACUUUAGGAAGGACGAUGAUUAUACGAGAUUUAAACUAGAGAUGGAAUAUGCGAUGAAUACUAUCCGCAAUUCGAACAACAAGAGUAGUUCGCCAAAGAAUGAGAAGCAACUAGCCUCCUUUCCAGAAAAACAACCAAGAUACAGGUAUUAA
Orbilia oligospora ATCC 24927 is the source of this 1428-nucleotide messenger RNA. RefSeq lists its product as uncharacterized. The coding region runs from base 1 to 1428 and encodes 475 amino acids. The transcript is spliced from 4 exons. Lineage: Eukaryota; Fungi; Ascomycota; Orbiliomycetes; Orbiliales; Orbiliaceae. The record is from RefSeq and is a predicted model, not a curated record.